CAGCAACAGCGUUGAGUUCGUCGUUGAAAGAUUGCGUCUAUGUCCUCUUGCGUGUUUGUGUUUGUUCGUUUGCCUAGGCUUUAAUGUUUUAGUAAAGUUGAACUGUCUCUAACUCUAUAACUGCGCAUCGUACCUCCAUCUUCGUCGUCCUGGCGUCCAUCUUUGUUCGUACAAAUUGCAAAAGAUCAGGUUGUUCAAAUUCGU
This is a messenger RNA of Amoebophrya sp. A120, 204 nucleotides long. NCBI's taxonomy places the organism in Eukaryota, Dinophyceae, Syndiniales, Amoebophryaceae. The record is from the annotation of a GenBank genome assembly.